Messenger RNA from Aspergillus fischeri NRRL 181, 645 nucleotides. Its product is annotated as nuclear transcription factor Y subunit beta. Gene Ontology annotation, cellular component: nucleus; CCAAT-binding factor complex. NCBI's taxonomy places the organism in Eukaryota, Fungi, Ascomycota, Eurotiomycetes, Eurotiales, Aspergillaceae. The coding region runs from base 1 to 645 and encodes 214 amino acids. The transcript is spliced from 4 exons. The record is from RefSeq and is a predicted model, not a curated record. Gene Ontology annotation, molecular function: DNA-binding transcription activator activity, RNA polymerase II-specific; protein heterodimerization activity; RNA polymerase II cis-regulatory region sequence-specific DNA binding. Gene Ontology annotation, biological process: regulation of transcription by RNA polymerase II.
AUGUCGGCCUCUCCUUCGAAAGAGCCUGAGGUGGAACAGGAAGCGCAAUCAGGCGAAGACCAAGAACACAUGGAUAAGGACCAGGAACAAACACAGAACCAGGGAGAAUUCGAGGUGAAGGAGCAAGAUCGAUGGCUCCCAAUUGCGAAUGUGGCCCGUAUCAUGAAGUUGGCCUUGCCAGAGAACGCGAAGAUCGCCAAAGAAGCCAAGGAGUGCAUGCAAGAGUGUGUCAGCGAGUUUAUCUCGUUUAUCACCAGCGAAGCCUCUGAAAAGUGCCAGCAAGAGAAACGCAAGACGGUAAAUGGGGAGGAUAUUCUGUUCGCUAUGACUUCACUUGGCUUCGAGAAUUACGCGGAAGCGCUCAAGAUCUACUUGUCAAAGUAUCGCGAGACUCAGUCCGCCCGUGGCGAACACCAGAAUAGGCCAACGAGCAGCGGCUACAAUGCUGGAGGGCCCGUGGGCGGAUCCAGCACGCAAGGUGGACGACCUGGUGGAUCGGCUUCCGGCGGCUUUCCUGAAACGGCAGAUAACACAAACAAUAUCAUGAACCCUGGUCUGGACCCCUCCGAACAGGACAGUUCAGCCUAUGGCUACCCUUCGAUGGUCGGCCAGCCUCACAAUGGAGCAGGAGGCGAAUCGUACUAA